CAACGUUAGGUGCCAUGGUCGGCGAUCCCAUCCAACCGCACGCGAUUGUGGAGACUUGUCCACUGGUUCAGCCGAACCGUAGAAGGAAAAAAUAUCCCAAAAUCAGUCAAUAAGCUAGUAUUCAUUUGUGGACGAAGACAGAAGACAGCCCAGCGCCGCUACUCACUAGUAGACUAUUCUCUCUUCUACCUCUCAGGCGGCCAGGCCCAGCACCCCGCUCACCAGCAAAAAUUUCCAGAUAUUGUGCUUCCAUGCCUCCAAGCUGCUGCUGGUUCGUCUGGGCAUGGUGGCUACCGCUGAUUCUCGCCGUCGGAGCGGCUGAUCAGCAGGUACAAGGCUGCUCCGGCUUGGUGAAGAGAUGCGGCAACCUCACCAUCUCCGAUCCGUUCUGGGUCGUCAACUCCAAGACGGGAAGAUCAUGUGGUUCGCGGGACUUCGUGAUCACCUGCCUUAACAGCAUCCCACUCCUACCAAGCACCAUACCUCUAAGCGACGGAUUCCAGAUCAUCGACAUCUCUUACGAGGAAGAAAGGAUGCGUGUCGUCGACCUGGACAAGCUGAGACUGUUGCCGCCCUCCAACAGCUGCAACGAGAGGAUCUGGAACAUCUCCGAGAGGCUGUCACAACGGUUCAGGCCCGACCCCAUCAGCCUGAAUCUGAUCAUGUACAACUGCACCAAUGCGUCCACGGCGGCGGUGUCGGCGGCACGACAGGGCGGAGAGCUGGUGGAGAUGAAGAUGAGUUGCGGGAGCGAGAGCAGCGAGUUUGUCAGAAUCGGAGGGAGUUUCAACGCUUCAGAGAGCUAUGAGGGCUACUAUGUGGAAGGAUGCAUCUCCAGCUCCCUGCCGGUUCUGGGGACGUCCGGCAAGGCAAAUGCGAGCGACUACGAGAAGCUCAUCAGCGAUGGCUUCGUCCUGAGAUGGGAUCCUCCUCCUCCUGCUAGUGGUAGCAAGAGGACUGGCAAGAAGAUAAUACUAAUAGUUUUGACAUCGGCAUCUGUGGCCUUGCUCAUUCCAUGCAUUUAUGUGCUGAUAUGGCAUAGAAAGGGGAAAAGACUAUGGUUUCUCCUCUGCAAAAAGACCAGCAGCAGCACUGAAAGGAAUUACGAAGCCAUGAUAGUAUCUUAUGGAUCCCUAGCUCCAAAAAGAUACACGUACUCAGAGGUAAUGAAGCUAACGUCUUCUCGCAGUGAUCAGCUUGGAAAAGGUGGUUAUGGUGUGGUUUUCAAAGGAAGACUAGAUGACGGUCGCCUGGUUGCUGUGAAAUUCUUGCAUGAGUGCAAAGGAAAUGGGGACGAUUUUGUGAAUGAGGUUAUGAGCAUUGGCAGAACCUCUCAUGUUAAUAUUGUUAACUUAUUUGGGUUUUGUUUGGAGGGAUCAAAAAGAGCACUUAUAUAUGAGUACAUGCCCAAUGGCUCCUUGGAUAAGUACAUAUACUCAGAAAAUCCCAAAGAAAUUUUAGGAUGGGAGAGGCUCUAUGCGAUAGCAAUUGGGAUUGCUCGGGGCCUGGAAUACUUGCACCAUAGUUGUAAUACACGGAUUGUUCAUUUCGAUAUCAAGCCUCAAAAUAUCCUUCUAGACAAGGAUUUUAGCCCAAAGAUUGCUGACUUUGGUCUAGCUAAAUUGAGUCAUGCAAAGGAGAGCCAGCUUUCGAUGACUGGUGCUAGAGGGACGAUUGGGUACAUCGCUCCAGAAGUUCACUCCCGGGCGUUUGGAGUUGCUUCGACAAAGUCAGAUGUUUACAGUUAUGGAAUGAUGUUGUUAGAGAUGGUUGGCGGCAGGAAAAAUGUGAAUGCGAUGGCUGAAAAAUCUAGCGAACAAUAUUUCCCAGACUGGAUUUAUGACCACUUUGCACAAGAUGACAGACUGCAAGCAUGUGAUGUCACAAGUGAAAUUGAGGAAAAGGCAAGAAAGAUGACCUUCAUUGGUUUGUGGUGCAUACAAAUACUACCUAUUUAUCGCCCUACUAUGGCCAAAGUUCUAGAAAUGUUCGAGAGAAGCUUAGAUGAAAUGAAGAUGCCACCAAAGCAAAACUUUUCUGAACCAAUUGAAGAUCCACCUUACAAUAUGAGUGCACAAAGUGCAAGUUCCACCACUCGUGAAGAAAUAAGCUUUGCGAGUUCAGAAAACCUUCAGUACUUGCCAAGUCUUUGAGAAGGAUGGUUCUAUAUAGUAGAUUCAGAAAUUGUACAAAAGCAAUGAAACUCAACACUGUAUCGUAAUUUUUUUUCCAUGUAUCUAAGGACUAGACUAAGUGUGAAUCUACGGAUAAAUAUAUCAUUAAAGUUCCAUUUAUAAUGUCCAAGUUGGAGGAAUAUUACUU
Messenger RNA from Lolium perenne, 2322 nucleotides. Its product is annotated as LEAF RUST 10 DISEASE-RESISTANCE proteinUS RECEPTOR-LIKE PROTEIN KINASE-like 2.5. NCBI's taxonomy places the organism in Eukaryota, Viridiplantae, Streptophyta, Magnoliopsida, Poales, Poaceae. Gene Ontology annotation, biological process: protein phosphorylation. The record is from RefSeq and is a predicted model, not a curated record. Gene Ontology annotation, molecular function: protein kinase activity; ATP binding; polysaccharide binding.